ACUGUGGUCCGGUUCUUAACUUCUUUCGGUGUCCUUGUUUUCCUGAGAUACGUUCGGCAACGUUCGGCUCGUUGGGUAUUUUAAACUUUGAGUCUGUGUCGUCUGUUCUUCAAAGCGUAUAUAGACCGGCCUUCGAAUUUUUCGUCGUGCGCAACAGUUCCUGACAGCAGCGCGUAUAUCCAACGUUCUUCCUGCAACAUCCUUUGCAUGUCUCUGUUGCUUCUCAGGUCGAACCUGCCGCGGGUGUCCCGCUUGAAUAGAGAUGUCUUGAAGCCGUUAUUUUGGCUGCCUGUACGCGAGAAGCAGGUUCUCUCGGACCCCGAGAACAUUGGGCAGCGUCAGCAGCACAUUAAUUUCGACACGCUAGGAACCUGGGACAACCGAAUCGAUCUUCCACUGCUGUUGCAGCAGAGUAUCAAGGUUGGUAAGCCCGUACCAAAAAUAUCGGGUGAACAUGCCGGCUGUGCUACGAUUCUCGGUCGACGAACCUACAACGAAGACCGCUACAGGGUCAAGGAGCUUACACCGGACCUUCUGUACUUCGCUGUGUUCGAUGGACAUGGUGGUUCAGCGUGCGCUGACUUUUGUGCUGAACAGAUGGAGGCGCAUAUCAUGUACUGGGUUCGUAGAGGCCAGACAGACCUACAGGCACUACUCCAGUCGGCAUUCAUCGACACCAACAAUUCCUUUGCCAAAUAUGUCGCCUUUAAUUGGCCAGAUGGCGACGAGGCUUCAUCUGGAACAACUGCCACGGUGUGCCUUCUGAGAAGCAGCACAGAGUUGUAUGUAGCCCAUGUAGGUGACAGCCGUGCCCUGCUUUGCCGUAGUGGGGAGUCACGCCGCCUUACCACAGAUCACACUGCUGGCCUGAAGCUGGAGGAGGAGAGGAUAAAGAUGUCUGGCGGCAAGCUUAUCUCGGACAGCCAUGGACGGCAUCUUGUGAAUGGACGCCUGGCCAUGACCAGAAGCUUGGGUGACUUGGACCUCAAGCCGUUUGGUGUGAUUGCACUACCGGAUGUCAGAUCCAUUGAGGUUAAGCACGGCAAAGACGCUUUUGUGAUCCUCACCACUGAUGGUGUGAAUUGUGCCAUGUCGGACCAGGAGAUUGUGGAUGCCAUCAACAGCUGCAGUUCACCAGCUGAGGCAGCAGGCUUUGUCACUGACCAGGCCAUGCACUUUGCUUCCCAGGACAAUGCUACAGCGGUUGUCAUGCCCUUUGGUGCCUGGGGAAAGUACCGCAAUAGUGGUGGCGUGGCGAACAGUUUUGGUCGGCAACUGCAAUUUAGUCGGAGAUUUUAGCUAUUAGGGCUCAUUGUGAGAGAUGCCUGUCGUGUGCUGCUGGUCUGGCUAGAGGGUUUGGCUAGAUGUGCAGGUAUAUCUAUAUUGAAAGAAAGACUUUCUGCUUGCUUGUGAAGAAUAGCCCACCACUUUGUGUGAUGAGCACACCUUUGAAGUGGAUUAUAAUUGUCCGAAUCACUACAUUUCUUCACCUAACAAACGAGCAGACAAAUAGGGCUGACCUUGAAGUUGUAAACAUUUUGAACCUUAAUUAGAAUGAUCAAACCUCUUGCAUACGUUGAAUUGUAGGAAAAAUAAGUGGACCGUGUGACAGCAUCUUAUUGCAGAUGCGAGGAGUAACAGAUGCCUUUGUUUUAGUUUGUAUGUAUGUAGUGACAAAAUCGAUCUGCUGCUGUUUUUCUUGCAGAAAGAAAGUAAACUAGCUUGAUAAGCCUUAAUAAUUGCACAGUGGGUAGCUACUACAGUGGGUAGUACAUGCAUAUGGUUAGCAAUACUAUUGUUUGCUGUAUAGCUUCUAUUUCACAGUGCACAGUACAUUUGAUAUGUUUCAGAACUUUCUUGCUGUAUAAAGAAAUGGGCUAUUCGCUUUGUAUGGUAGUCUGUAUGAACAAUGACUUUUUUUCUUUCCCAAUGCCAGCUGGCCUUUUUGCCUGUAAUUUAUCUUGCCUGCUGUUGCCUACAAAGCACCCAAUCCUAAAGCAUGAGCUUCAAAGAAUCUCCUGUAUUGAGCAAGGUGUUCUGCUUAACUUUUUUGCAAUUUCUGAAUGUGUAUAUAGCAGUUUGUCAGUGGCCUCCUUGUCAUUUAAUGGUAGUGUAUGGACAUUCUGUAAAGUUUGGCUAGCAAAAACUGGAGUGAUCUUUACUUACUGUCAGCAUCUCUACGUUCGAUGCAGUGCUUUAAAGGGACACUAAAGGCAUAUUUUAAGUCAAGCUAAAGGGAUAAUACUUGAAAAAGUAUAAAAUCCAGAACAGGAGCUUUAGUAAGUGAGAUAUUGAGGUAAAUGCAGGAGAGGAUUUGACUCUACCGAGACAUUCAAGUACUACUAGCCUGAUAAUGUCUUAACUCCUCAUUAUAAUUGUGUCACUAGUACUCAACCAGUAAAUAAAAGAUCAUUGCAUUGCAUUAUAAAACGGAAGAACAUGCUAUUUGUCCGCAUCUAUUCGAUUCUUCGAAAAAAACUCAUUGACGUUACUCUUGAUAACGAUGCGGCGAGUGGUCAAGUUUAGUUUUCGCUCGACUCUGCACUGCCCGCGCUCUGAUGUUUUGGUUGGUAGUUUCUGUAUCGUGUAGUGGUGUACUUGUUUUGCUGGCUCGCAUAGCUCAUACUAAAGAGGCAACCACAAGCACGCGUUUAUCAAACAACACUGACAAGCGACGCAACAGAUGGACCCUGUUGCGCUAUCACCUCUUGCUGUAGGACGACAAUACGAAGCAAAGUAGCGACAAGCUUUCAUUGUUGUCUGAAUCAAAUCAAUCGUACACUUGUCAAAAAAUAUCAAAUGUGCUGCGACACCAACAUUUUAACCAUAGGGUACUAGAGCUAGCUUUAAUGUGCCAUCAUCGUCAAUAAAAAUGUAUUCCAUGCUGCCAACGGCAAUUGCUGUGGCACCAUCUGAUAGCUAGAAAUCUAAAAAACACUUUCGUGACUCCGUGAUUGUGUGCACGUGAUCUCGGAGAUGUGGUAUUUAGUGUGAGAUGAGAUGAAGCAAUGGCUCAUUUUGCCAUUUAUUUCCUGCUGUCACGGAGGAGAGCAACUAGCAAGAGCGAAUUAAUAUCGGGAGUGGACACAGUGGUUACUGUCGUGUUGUUACGCGAUCACAUGGAAACAGGCGAGCCGCUCCGCAGACUUCCAAACGACAAGCAAGACUUCUGCAAGCAGCAGAAAAUGCCACCUCCAUGUGAUGUCUUGGGAUGUUGUCGGCUGUGUCUUCGCACGGUCUGGCUGUGCUGUUGAGUUUUAAGGACAAAAAACGUAGCCUUCGCUGUCUGGCGUCGUUUUACUCACCGACGGCAGUAAAGGGUGGUGAUGGCAUAUGCAAGAUCACACCUCCUCGUUUGUGGCAGGCUAGUUGAAUUGCGCUAGAGGAAUGCAGACCCUUCAGACACAAUUUUCUCUUAAACUAAGUGUUUUCUUGGCACAAAACAUGGGCUGCGGGGUUUCUAGAAUUUAUUUGCCUUAAGUGUCCCUUUAAGCAGCAUGGAUGGGCAAAUUGCUGGAGGUGUCUCUAAAGCAGAAAUUCCCUCGCACGAGUUGUAUAUUGUUUCACACACGUUAGUCCUGUCAUUCUCAUGGAUUUAUUUGUUGUGUAAAUAUCUUGCCAAUGCUGUCAUUGACUUGGGGGGGCUAAUCAUAAAAGUUGUGCUUGGGUCAGCACUCCUUUUCUUUUGGCUUAUCUCUUCAUGAAUACAAAAUUCGUAGUACUUGUAUCAAGAGUACAAGUAGUAAAGUGCUUGCGUGAUGAACUGACAGUUUAAUCUGUAGCUGUAAUCAGAGAUACUAGCAUGACAGUGCAGUGUUUUAGCUACAGAAGUUAGUGUCAAUGUGUAAUGCCUCAAUGUAGGACCCACAGGCUGGAUCCUUUCCUGUUGCACAAAGUGACAUGGCGAAGCACACUUGAAGCAGCUCGCUUGCUCACAUAUAAUUGCCUAGUUGCUGAAAGUCCCUGUCACUUAGUCCCACACACUGUACCUGAGUGCCCAGAGCUAUUUGUCCUUCAACCCGUACUUUUGCAGACUUCAAGGACUAGUCAAGAAUUCAGGGUGCCAACUGUCCUGUAGUUGCACUAUAGCUGAAGCACUUGCAAAAAGUAAGUGCUUUGGCUUAGUGAUGCUGCUGAAAGCAGCACUUUAUAUUGCCUUUAGCAGAGUAAAGCAUCAUGUGCAAUUGAUACACUGUGUCAGCGGUGCACUUAACCACAGCUGCUGUAAGUGUCUACACUUCAUGCCGCAGAUCUUCUCUGCCACUGGAAGAUGCAUUUGCAUGCCUUGAACAACUUCUUUUUCUGUUUGUGAUAGCAUUGUGAUAUUUGCCUGCUCGCACAGUUUAGAAAAAUAUUUUCAGACUAGGUAGGUUAGCUGGUUUGUUACUUUUUGGAAAUGGAGGUUACAUUACUUUUGGCCAGAAGAAAGACCGAACAUGCCAGAGAACAUAAAGUGCUGCAAUACAGGCAACGCUGCUUUCUAAUGAGUCUGCAUGAGUCUGCAUGAACUGCCUGUAAUAUUAUUGGAAGCACUUGGCCAAGGCUGUUUAAUUGUUGGCAGGGAGAAACUAGAUUGCAUUGCAAAAUAAAAAGUAUAAUGUGCCCAAUUUGUAGCUCUGUUGUUUUUUUGCACGAUAACAUCUCGAAGCUAAUCAUGGUGUAAAAAUUUGUCUAAAGCUUUGUUCUCAAUCAGCUUGGUCCUUUAUAGUGUGCAACCUUUAUAGUUUACAGUGUGUUAGGCGGUCCUGCGAGGAAUAGAGCUGCUCCACAUGGUGGUGUGUUUGGCUUAUAUAGCUGAAACGUACGCAACGUGCUUGGUGAGGACUUUGUAAGCAGUGGCAGAAAUGAGGUCGAUUCCAAAUAUAUACUGUUGUCUAUAACUGUGCAGCACUAAGUGGUUCCUAAUGCCAGUGAUGAACUGCAGCUUCUGAUAUGCUGAGAGCCAUCAUUUCGGAGUAUCGCAGCAGUAAUAUCAUAAAUAGGGCUGCCACUACUGUGCAUACAACAGGGAUUCAGUCAUUUUAUAUUUCAUAUAGGGAGGGAGGUGGCGUCCUGUUCAUUUGAGCUUGUUAUAGGUGCAUUUAGGCCUCCCUUUUCCCCUCAAUUGCAAGAUAUCUUGGUUUUUCUUGUUGCACCCCCCCCCCCCCCUUUUUUUUUUGUCCUUGUUUUCUUUUAAACUUCACAAUUUUACGCAUUAUUGCUCUUGUGAGUCCUCAUGCAGUCAUUCAUAUCUAUCCUCAUCAGAAAGGUGACAGGCAGCCUUGCACACUUUCGCACAAAAGUAUGAUGCUAAUCAAUUUUUGCUCGACUGGGUGAUUGCAUUAUGCUAUAACACAUCUGUGCGUGUUUCAUGUACAGAUGUGUUAGUAGUAGAAGUAGUUUUGAUUGAAUGUCACACACAGACUGAAUAUUUUAAAUGUUUGCAUUAGUUACGAGUAAUGCCAUGAAAGCUAAUGCAGGUACCUUUGUGUGGCCCCACUUGGCUAAAAUUAAGCAUAAUCCAAUGGGCACACAUGCUAAUGACUUUGUGUUACAGGUACGAUUGGCAAUCAGCAGAAACUAUAGCAAUAUUGUGACACCUGUGUAGUCGUUCAGUAGGAGUCAAGUUCCUGGCAUCUGUUAAUAUGUUCCUUUCUAUUAUAAGUGAGUGCUGCUUUCAAGUGCCAGUAACUCCAGGUAUGCUGCCAUGGUUCUGCAGAUGUGUAACGUUCAAAUACAAUGGAUGAAAGUUCAUUCAGGCAACUGUUGUCGCAGGCUGUUUAUUUGCUGUGGACUUUACCUAUGCACGUUUGAUGACACUCUCAAGUGAAAUAAAGCAUCUAUAUUGUUAUGAGCAA
Dermacentor silvarum is the source of this 5837-nucleotide messenger RNA. Its product is annotated as protein phosphatase 1K, mitochondrial-like. NCBI's taxonomy places the organism in Eukaryota, Metazoa, Arthropoda, Arachnida, Ixodida, Ixodidae. Bases 208 to 1299 code for a protein of 363 amino acids. Gene Ontology annotation, molecular function: cation binding; protein serine/threonine phosphatase activity. The transcript has 5 exons. The record is from RefSeq and is a predicted model, not a curated record. Gene Ontology annotation, biological process: protein dephosphorylation.